This is a messenger RNA of Ectocarpus siliculosus, 597 nucleotides long. The record is from the annotation of a GenBank genome assembly. Lineage: Eukaryota; Phaeophyceae; Ectocarpales; Ectocarpaceae.
AUGCACAGGCGAAGUGCACCUACGGCCUGGAGCGCGACCCCGGCAGCAGGACCAGAGACACCAGCGUCCGGGUGUCGUUCCCCAGUAACGACGCCACCACGAAAACCCACCGAUUGCCCCUGGACGACACUACCAAACCGGAGACGGCGGACAACUCAGGCUGUGUUGAAUUUGUGGUGGCGUCAUUUUUGGGUAACGCUGGUGUCUCUGGUCCUGCUGCCGAGGUCGCACAGUCACAGCAGUGCUCAAGCGACACCGCUGUACUCAGCUCAGCUUACCACCAGCGAACGUCUCGUGGGUGAAGUACGGCGGGGUAGUGCCAAUUGGAACCCCGGGUGCCACCAAGAUCGCCGAGGGAGGUGCCGCGCUCAAGGCUCCGGGAGCGACUGCAGAAAGCUCCCAAGGAGCAAAUGGCAUCCCGCAAGGGAUCGUGGACAAGGCGAGGAAGGUGGCGAUGGUAAGGCCGGAGAGGUACUGGGCGGCAUGUGGCAACAAGAGGUGCAAACCCGGCGGGGUGUGAAGGUCGUAAGUGAGGGUGUGGACAACGAGGUGGAGUCGGGCCAGGACAGCGUAUUCCGGCAGCGGUUCGUUAGGUGA